Messenger RNA from Aspergillus uvarum CBS 121591, 1152 nucleotides. RefSeq names its product isopenicillin N synthase family dioxygenase. The record is from RefSeq and is a predicted model, not a curated record. NCBI's taxonomy places the organism in Eukaryota, Fungi, Ascomycota, Eurotiomycetes, Eurotiales, Aspergillaceae. The coding region runs from base 1 to 1152 and encodes 383 amino acids. Gene Ontology annotation, molecular function: dioxygenase activity. The transcript is spliced from 2 exons.
AUGGAAGGCAACCUGCCGCAACAGCAGUGUCACCCUGUAACCACGGCCAUCGAGAAAGAUGACCUCGUGAUUCCAGUGAGUAGCCACUCGCUUCUUCACUUCCUUGAGUAUCGCUUGCGCGACGAGAAGAUCAUCGACUUCGGGCCCUUCCUGCACGGGACCCCCGCCGACAAACACGAAGUCGCCAUGUCCGUCGUGCACGCCUUCAAGACCUCCGGGUUCCUUUAUCUCAGCAAUCAUGGCGUGCCACCGUCCGUGGUUAGCCACGUCUUUGGCACCUCCGCCCGGUUCUUCGCACGGCCCCAGGCUCAGAAAGACAGCCUGUGCUGGACGACUCCACAAGCGAACCGUGGUUACGUGAAGACGGGCCAAGAGAAGCUCCGCACGGUGGAGGAGGACGAUGAUGAUGACGAUGACGUCGGCACCGCGGCGGCGGCGGAGUCGCGCAGCAUCCCCGACCUCAAGGAGACGAUGGAGAUCGGCCGGGAAGGCGUGGCGGGGCUCCCGAACCGCUGGCCGGAGCACCUCGACGCCGCGGGGCAGGAGUUCAAGGCGGUGAUGCUGUCGUUCUUCGAGCGGUGCAAGGCGCUGCACACCGCGGUCAUGCGGGCUAUCGCGCUGGGCAUGCACCUGCCCGAGCACUACUUCGACUCGUUCGUCGACGCUGGCGACAACAACCUCCGCCUGCUGCACUACCCGGCCGUCGACAAGCACAUCUUCCGCGACAACCCCCUGCAGGUCCGCGCCGGCGAGCACAGCGACUACGGCUCCAUCACCCUGCUCUUCCAGGACGGCCGCGGCGGCCUCCAGGUCCGCAGCCCCAGGGGUACCUUCGUCGACGCGACCCCCGUCGCCGAUACCGUGGUCGUCAACGCCGGGGACCUGCUGGCCCGCUGGUCGAAUGACACGAUCAAGAGCACGAGACAUCGCGUCGUCGAGCCUCCCCGGGUCGUUGACGAGGAUGAUAAGGAUGAUGCCGAUGAUACUGGGGUGUAUCCGGAUCGUUACAGCAUCGCGUACUUCUGUAAUCCCAAUAAUGACCAGAUGAUCGAAGCCAUCCCGGGAACCUACGGAGAGGAUAUCCGCCCGCUCAAGUACCCUGGGAUCACCGCUGGAGACUACCUCGUGCAGCGACUGACCGCAACCUACUAG